CUUUUCACAAGUGGGUCCUUGCUAUACAGUCAGCCUCUUGUGGAAUCAGAAUCGAAAAUACCCAUGAGCCCAACAAGCAAAGCAAUACAUAUGUACAUUAUUGCAUACGAAGCUCUGAUUUCACUCUACAGCAUGGCCUCAUGUCUAUAAAACAGUACACUUAACCUGCUUUCUAUUAACACAGUCUUCUGGAGUUGAUGCAAUUGGGAUUCUUCCUUGUAUAAGCUCCUUCAAGGCUCUUCUGUGUUAUAUGUAAUUCAAGCUCUGAACUCUUUAGCUUGUACUUCUUCUUGAUGCUCUGAGAGAAAAUCUUGUUAGCUCUACUUCCCUGCAAUCCUCUGAAGCAAUACCCAUUUGGGUGCCAUAGACUGUUGUUCUGACACAAAUAAUUUAUCUCUCUUUAGAAUCAGAUUUGUGAUAGAUUUUGCUUGGGAAAUAUUUCUAAGAAAAUUACCGUAGGCUUGAGUGAGGCUGGGACUAGAACGUCUGAACAAAAAUGUCCAUAGGUGCAACUUUGUAGGGUUUAGUAUCACUUCAAUUAUAGGCUUUGAUAUGCAUAUUGAACAGUGCAGUUUCCAUGAAUGAGCUCGUUCUCUACUUGGAAAAAACUAGACUGAGACACACGUGGGGUAUAACGGACUGCACUAUUUUCUUAGCGAAUGACUUCAAGUUGGCAGAAGAGAUUAUUGAGAUGAUACCCACAACUCAUUGCAUAAAUUUUGGCUGUGACUGUCAAUUUUACACAGAAAAAGAGCAGGGAGAUCAUGCCUCUGACUACCAUUUUUCUAGUCUAUUAUUGCCUCCUCUCGGGGCAAGAGGCCACUUUCAGUCCCAUUUAAGGAAAUAUAUUAUUUCUCCAUAUGACUCUACUUACAGGUGGUGGGAGACAUUUUUGAUUGCUUUGGUUGCAUACUGUGCAUGGGUAUAUCCAUUUCAGAUAGGAUUUAUCGAUGUACAAAGAUGGGGGAAACUUUGCAUUGCUGGCACUGUUGUAGAUGCAUUUUUUGCCAUUGAUAUUGUUCUCACCUUCUUUGUGGCAUACAUUGAUGAGAAUUCACAGAUCAUAAUAGACAAUCCAAAGCAUAUAGCACUCAGGUAUAUUUCCACAUGGUUCAUAUUUGAUAUCUGUUCUACGAUUCCAUUUGAGGCCUUAAGCUACCUCUUUAUAGGGAAGAUUGGUUCUGGACUUGCAUACAGCUUGCUUAACAUGCUCCGCCUCUGGCGUUUGAGGAGAGUGAAAGCUCUUUUCACGAGGCUUGAGAAAGAUAUAAGGUUUAACUACUUUUGGGUUAGAUGUGCAAGGCUAAUCUGUGUGACACUUUUUGCCGUACACUGUGCUGGGUGUUUUUAUUACUUGCUCGCAGAUCGCUAUCCUAAUCCCAACAAGACAUGGAUAGGCUCUGUUAUCCCUGACUUUAGGAAGAAAAGCUUCUUCGUACGCUACAUAUCCGCCAUUUAUUGGUCCAUUACAACAUUAACCACAGUUGGAUAUGGAGAUCUCCAUGCAGUGAAUUCAAGGGAAAUGAUAUUUGACAUAUUUUACAUGCUAUUCAAUUUGGGCCUGACAGCAUACUUAAUUGGCAACAUGACUAAUCUGGUGGUGGAGGGUAGUAGCCGCACAAUGCAUUUUAGGAACAGAAUCCAAGCAGCGUCAAACUUUGCAGAUAGGAACCAUCUCCCACCAAUGCUUAGGGACCAUAUAUUAUCAUAUAUGUGCCUGAAGUUCAGAACAGAUAGCUUGAGACAGCAAGAAAUUAUAGAGGAACUUCCAAAGGCCAUCAGAACAAACAUUGCACAAUACCUAUUUCUACCAACAGUAGAAUCUGUAUAUCUGUUCCGAGGCAUUUCUCCAGAGUUGCUGCUCAAGUUGGUCACGGAGAUGAAACCAGAAUACUUCCCUCCAAAAGAGGACAUUGUUCUUCAAAAUGAUGCACCUAGUGACAUCUACAUACUGGUAUCAGGGAAAGUGGAUGAAAUUACUUCUAGGAAUGGAAAUGAAGAGGUCAUAGGAAGUCUAAGAGAAGGAGAAAUAUUUGGAGAACUUGGGGUUCUCUGCAACACCUCACAACCCUAUACUGUGAGAACAGAGAAGCUCUCUCAACUUUUGCGAUUGAAUCGAAAUGUAUUGUUGGACACAAUCCAAAACAAGCCAAAUGAUGGCAGGAUAAUUUUGAAGAACUUUCUUCAGCACUUAAAGGAUUCAAGAGAUCCAAGUUUUGAAGGCCUUAUAAUUGAAAUGGAAAAUAUGUUUUCGCAUGAAAAUGUGGACAUGCCUUCAAACCUCUGUUUUCUUUCUUCUAGAGGACACAGUCAACUAAUGGAAGAGUUACUGAAUAUGGGGAUGGAUCCAAAUGUAGGAGAUUCUAAAGGACGUACACCACUGCAUAUAGCUGCUGCCAGAGGUUCCAGACAGUGUGCGUUUCUCCUAUCGAAGUUUGGAGCAGAUGUUAACAAAAAAGAUGAAUAUGGGAAUACUCCUCUAUGGGAGGCAAUUGCAGGGAAGCACAGAUCUGUUGCUAGACUACUAUACGAAAAUGGUGCAAGAUUCGAUCCAGACGAUGCAGUAAACUUUUUGUGCUUGGCAACUGAGAGAAAAGAUCUUGAUGUAGUCAUGGAGUUGCUGAACUAUGGAGCAGACAUUAAUGCUACUAAACAUGAGGGCUUGACAGCUCUCCAUGUAGCCAUAGAAAAGGAAUGUCCUGAAACAGUGAAUUUCCUCCUUCAGAAUGGUGCAGACAUUGACAAACCUGACUCAAAAGGUCGAACUCCAAGAGCCCUGAUACAAAGUCACGAACAACUCUUUGCGGCACUUAAGGAUCUAUCUCAGACUUCUGAAUUGGAUCACAGGAUUCAAAUCCUAGAUACACAUAUAAGAAGUAGCAGGUCUCAAGGAGAGGAGGACCACCAUGAUUGCAAGGUCUAUUCUCCAACAGGACUUUACAGACCAAGUUUCAGGUCAUCCAUAUCUAACAAUGCACAGUUCACUAGAUCAAGUAGCAGUUAUGACACUUAUGAUGCCACAGGAACAGAGCUUAGAGAAGUGGGUACGUGCAGACUAAGACCAAGAGGAGGUUUAAAGUUUACUCCUCUCAGAGUGGUGAUCCACCAUCACCAUCCCACCAAUCAUAACUUACCUUUCACAAAGACAGGAAAGUUAGUUGCCCUACCCAACUCACUGGAAGAACUCCUAAGGGUGGCAGAUGUAUGCAGGGAUGAAGUUUGGUUAUUGUCCAACCAAAGUGUUGAACAAUGAUGGUGCUGAGAUAGUUGAUGUGGAUGCCAUAAGAGACAAUGACCAUCUCUUUCUUGUGGAGGAUGACUAGAUAUGUUUAUGAAGCUUCAUCAAUCAUGCAUGUCUUGUCUUGGGUGGCAAUAUGAUGAUAUAUGUGAUGUUUUUCACAAUAAGCAAUACAUUAUUUUGAAAUGUCACUGUCUUGUUCUAGACCAUGUAUAUCAAAUAAAGGUAAUUGGGGUCUAUAUCUGAUCUUAAUCUCCUAUUAGUUUGAGCAAGACCUUUUGUCACUUGUUUGUAUGGACCACUUCAAAUAAUCUCAAUCUUAAAGUUUAGUAGA
Cryptomeria japonica (Japanese cedar) is the source of this 3572-nucleotide messenger RNA. RefSeq names its product potassium channel KAT3. The coding region runs from base 578 to 3253 and encodes 891 amino acids. Gene Ontology annotation, molecular function: voltage-gated potassium channel activity; protein binding. Gene Ontology annotation, biological process: potassium ion transport; transmembrane transport. The record is from RefSeq and is a predicted model, not a curated record. NCBI's taxonomy places the organism in Eukaryota, Viridiplantae, Streptophyta, Pinopsida, Cupressales, Cupressaceae. The transcript has 14 exons. Gene Ontology annotation, cellular component: membrane.